Messenger RNA from Penicillium roqueforti, 1581 nucleotides. Its product is annotated as histidine phosphatase family protein. Gene Ontology annotation, molecular function: acid phosphatase activity. Lineage: Eukaryota; Fungi; Ascomycota; Eurotiomycetes; Eurotiales; Aspergillaceae. Bases 1 to 1581 code for a protein of 526 amino acids. The record is from RefSeq and is a predicted model, not a curated record. The transcript has a single exon.
AUGGCGGCUCUACAAUCAUCUGCCAUGGCCCUGCUAGCUCUUGCGGUAAGCACUGCUGCAGUGGCAUCGAGCUCCACGGCCGUAGCCAGUCCCACCGGUCUCUCAUACCCGUCAGGGUUUGAUAUGAAAACAAGCUGGGCCAACCUCAGCCCCUAUGCCGAUGCAUCCAGUUUCAAUGUCUCUAAGGGGUUUCCAUCGGAGUGUGAACUGUCGCAGGUGCAUGUGCUACACCGCCAUGCCCAGCGGUAUCCUACACAAUGGCCCCUCGAUGGAGAAGGCAUGGAGAACUUUGCCCAGAAACUGGCCAACUACACUAAGAAAAAUCCACACAAGAAAAUCGGUUCCGGACCUCUGUCUUUUUUGAACGAUUGGGAGUAUAUGCUUGGUUUGAACACUCUGCUACCCACUGGCGCCGCCACCGAAGCCACUUCCGGCGCUCAAUUCUGGAGUCAGUAUGGCCGAUUGCUCUAUCGCGCAGAAAAUGCCAAUGCAGCCUGGAAUGCAUCACUGAAUGUGUAUCCCAAUGGUACCGCGCGCCCAAAGCCGACUUUCCGCACGACCUCGUACCCCCGAAUUUUGGAGAGUGCUCGCUGGUGGCUGGGUGGCUUUUUUGGAAACACAGGAGCCAACAGCUCAUACUCGGAGUACAAUCUGACUAUUAUCCCCGAGCUCGAAGACUUCAACAAUACCCUAUCGUCGACCGAUUCCUGCCCGAAUGGCAUGGAGCCGGGUGACAACGCUGCGCAGGUAUUCGCUUCGUCUCUUGUCAAACAUGCCCGAGAGCGUCUUGCUGCACACCUUCCCCAGGAUCUGAAGCUCGACACUUUCGACAUUCUAGCGAUGCUUAAUAUGUGCCCGUACGAGUAUGCGGCACUGGGCCAGUCCUCUUUCUGCGCGCUCUUCACUGAGCAGGAGUGGCGCGACUUUGAAUACUACAUCGAUCUUCAAUUCUACGGCGACUACGGUUUUGGGUCCCCCAGUGGCCGCGCCCAGGGCAUUGGCUAUGUUCAGGAGCUGGCAGCGCGUCUGCAGUCUAGGCUCAUCACGAGCAGUGACAGCAGCAUCAACUACACGUACGAUGACAACAUCAAGACUUUCCCGCUCGAUCAGCCACUAUACAUGGACAUGUCCCACGAUGAUAUCAUCGUGUCUGUCCUGACUGCUUUGGGUCUGGAUUAUUUCAAGUACGGUCCUCAUGGCUUGCCUGUCUCGGUUGCGCACGCCCCGCACCGCACCUUCAACCUAAACCAGAUGACACCCUUUGGCGCUCGCUUGUUCUCUGAAGUUUGGACCUGCCCCAAUGAUUUCGCAUUCAAGGAUCUUCAGGUGCAAAAAUACAAGAACCCUGACCUGUCGUCCAAGUCUGAUACCACCGAGUAUAUCCGAUUUGUGCUGAAUAAUGCACCUCUGCCGCUUGAUGGUCUCAAGGUCUGUGAUGGCUCUGUGAAUGGAUUUUGCAAGGUCAAAAAUUUCCUUAGAGCUAUUCCCGACCUCAACAAGGAGGCCAUGUACCAGGAAGCUUGCUAUGGUGACUACAACAUCACCAACCAAGUGGGCAACGGGCAGCCAAGAAAGCUCUGA